Molecule: messenger RNA, 534 nt
Organism: Mizuhopecten yessoensis (Yesso scallop)
Lineage: Eukaryota; Metazoa; Mollusca; Bivalvia; Pectinida; Pectinidae
Product: probable RNA 2'-phosphotransferase
Exons: 1
Coding region: 1-534 (177 amino acids)
Biological process (GO): tRNA splicing, via endonucleolytic cleavage and ligation
Molecular function (GO): tRNA 2'-phosphotransferase activity
Source: RefSeq, a predicted model, not a curated record
AUGGAAUCUCUUUCCAGAGCUAUGGUACACUACCUGAGACAUGACCCUAACGCUCCCUUAGAUGAUGCAGCAUCUGUUUCAGUGAACCACAUAUUGGAGAUCUUCAACAUCAACAGAGAUACCUUAGACACCAUCAUCAACCUACCUACAGAUAAGCAACGUCUCUUUCUCUCACCAUGCCACAACUUCAUACGUGCAGCAUCCGGCCACAGCAAUCCUGUCAGACUCCAUCUCCUGGGAUCUCCCAUCACCAACCCUUCAUCAGUAAAGAAUGGUACCCAUGGCACAUCAAAGAAGGCUUUACCAAUCAUCCAGAAAGAAGGACUACAGAAGAUGAACCGCCAAUAUAUACACUUUGCGAAGAACAAGACUUGCCUGAAGAAGGGAUCUGAUGUCAUCAUUACCCUAGAUGUACCAAAGUACCUACGAGCUGGGAUGAAACUAUACCGCCUUGACAAUGGGAACAUUGCAGCCAGUGGUAACAGAGACAAUCUUAUCAAACCUGUGUACUUUAAGUGUGUGACUAUUAGAUAG